Salvia miltiorrhiza (redroot sage) is the source of this 2038-nucleotide messenger RNA. RefSeq lists its product as uncharacterized. NCBI's taxonomy places the organism in Eukaryota, Viridiplantae, Streptophyta, Magnoliopsida, Lamiales, Lamiaceae. Bases 292 to 1818 code for a protein of 508 amino acids. The record is from RefSeq and is a predicted model, not a curated record. The transcript is spliced from 9 exons.
AAUGGAAUUCUUUUAUAACAAGCAUUUCUCGCUUGGUGAAAACGAUGGCGUAUAGGAGUUAGACUCAAAACGACGCAGUUUGGAUCUUCGUUGCCUUCAAGAACACGUUGAACUAACUAGAUUUCCUGAUAGCGGAAGACGGGACGGCAUUUUCAAUUCAAGCGGAAACACAAAAAUAAAAAAAUUCCCCAAAUUAGUUUGAGUCCAUCUCAUUUCUCAAUUCAAUUUGUCGACAAAAUAUUGUUUGAAUCCAUCAAAGUAAUACUAGUUAGUUUUAUUAAUUUCAUCUUCAUGGCUGACGACUCGAAGAAAUCUGAAUCUGAAGUGAAGCCCGAAGCCGAAGAAACUACCACCGCCGAGGCACAGAAGUUAUCUCCGGUGAAAGAGGCCGGCGGCGGUGGCGGAUGGGGCGGAUGGGGAUUUUCGCUUUCGUAUCUCUCGGAUCUUCAAAAAGCUGCUGCUGAGGCCGCUGAAGAGAUCUCUCGCAAUGCUGUUGAGGCUGCCAGGACAGCAGCAAAGACCAUUUCAGAGACAGUUGAUGAAGAUUCAGAAUCUUCCAAGGAGGAUAAUACAGAAGUGUCUGCAGCGGAAGAGGAAACCGAUGAUGAGCAUGAUAAGCAGCGGAAAGAAGCUCUGGAUAAACUAGAGAAAGCCAGCGAAGAAUCCUUCCUUAGCCAAGGUUUGAAGGUUAUUGAUACAUCUGUGGAAACCUUUGCCUCGGGGGCUUGGCAAGCUCUUGGAUCUGCAUGGAAAGGGAUUGAGAAUUCAGCUACAAAUUUAGCUGAUUCAAUUCAACAGGGCGGUCUACCUGGCUCAACUGGUCCAGUUGCACCAUCCUUAUUAGAGACUGGAAAAGCUUUUACUGCUAAAGGUAUGCAUGUGCUAGAGCAAGUUGGAAAGGACACCAUGGAUCUUUUAAUUUCAGAAACUGGGAUCCUAGUUGACAAGAAAUCUGAUGGUAAUGAAGAUGAAGAUCAAUUGUUUGAAGAAAUUUCAUUUGAUAGGUGCUUUUACAUUUAUGGAGGUCCAGAACAGUUGGAGGAGUUGGAGGCACUUUCCAACCACUACGCACUGUUAUACAACCGAAGAAAGGCUAAACUAUCAUCAGAAGAAAAAUCUAUUUAUGAUGGGAAGUUGAAAGAAGUCCAAAGCAUAUUUGACUUAGGCUCUGAACUUGAUGGUAAUGUUAUAUAUUCAGAGAAAGGGAAGGGAAAAGAGGCUGGAAAUGAUGACAGCAUGAAUGAAUUGAAAAGGUUGCAUGAUUCCAGUGUUCGCAAGGCUGCUGAAUUGGCUGCUGGUUUCGCAAGUGCUUUGGCUGGACUGGCUCCAAAUGACAUCAUUCAGCGAACUUCUGGAAGGCUUGAUAAUAUUCACUCAGAGGGUGUCCAUAGGCUUUCUGAAAUUUGCUGUUUUGCGGUAACUCAACUUCUGAUGCUCGGGAAGUCCAUCAUAUCAAAUGCAAACAAAGUUCAAGAUGAAGAUAUUGAGGAGGAGACAGUGAAGAUUGAUUGGCCUGAGGAUUCUAUUGAACGAGCUAAGAUUAUCAGAACAAAGGCACAAUCAGUGACAGAAAACAUGGAAGCGGUCUGCAAUGGUUUCAUUACUGGCAUAUCAGACGUAGCAGAAUCCUAUUCGGCAGCCAUCAAAAGUGCUUCUGCUGAGUCGCAAGGUCUUCUUCCUGAGAAGUCGAUCCAGGAAAAGGCGAGUUUGUUCACUGAUAAUCUCCGAACUGAUCACAGCACAGCAGUGGGUAAAAUGCAGGAUGGACUCCAGUAUUUGACGUAUUUGGUUAUCUCUACCUCAAUGCCUGUUGCUUGAAAGUGAGAAAAAUCUCGCAAAAUGCAUACAGGACAAAGACAUUCCUCUAGUUGUAUCUGUAAAUACUAAUAGUCCCUAAAUCUCAGUUCGAUUCGCCCUGCACCAUUAUGUAGUAACUUCAUUUUACACGUAUCUUGCUGCUGUUGGCGGGCCAUUGCUAUUUCCACUCCCGCUGUUUUAUUCAAGGGAAGAAAAAUACAUCUCAUGACGUUUGCAGUCC